Molecule: messenger RNA, 1509 nt
Organism: Brassica oleracea var. oleracea
Lineage: Eukaryota; Viridiplantae; Streptophyta; Magnoliopsida; Brassicales; Brassicaceae
Exons: 9
Coding region: 1-1509 (502 amino acids)
Biological process (GO): DNA replication; telomere maintenance via telomerase; double-strand break repair via homologous recombination
Cellular component (GO): DNA replication factor A complex; nucleus
Molecular function (GO): damaged DNA binding; single-stranded telomeric DNA binding
Source: RefSeq, a predicted model, not a curated record
AUGGCGAUGAAACGAAAUGGAAAGUCGCAUGUCUCCUCCGACUCUGAUGAAAAAUUCAUGUCCUUCAAGGAUAUCUCUCUAGGUCCCCAUGAAGCUCAACUACGCUUCCGACUCAUCCAUUUCUGGGAGGCUCGGAACCCGGUGAAGAAGACACUGAUUGGCCUCGAAAUGCUCCUCAUCGACGAACAGGGAACUGUUAUUCAAGGAUUCAUCCCACCGGGACGAAUUAAUAAGUACUUGCCUGAGAUGAAACGCGGCUCAGUUUACAAACUCAUCAAUUUCUACGGAUCGAAAAACAAACCGGUGUAUCGGGUUGCUGAUCAUGUCGAAACCGUGUCUUUCGCAUGGAACUCUGAAAUGUCGGUUCUUCACGAGAUUCCGAUCUCUUUUGAUGAAGACCGUUUCAGAUUUCAUUCAUACAAAGAUUUUGAAGCCAACUGUGAUCUCAAAGGUGACCUCCACGAUGUUAUUGGCCACAUGAAGCUGGUCAAUGGACAGACUCUUAUUGAGCGUCCCAGCCUUGAUGAUGUGAAGAUCGCUACCACUCGGCAUAUUAUGAUUCAUGUGCAAUCGCAUGAUGGACCUGUGAUGAAGUUCUACCUUUGGGACCAGACUGCAACAGACUUUUGCAAGAAAUUCAACUCCUGUGAAAAUACUCCGACAGUGCUUUUGGUCACAACUGUUAACACUAAACGUCUCGGAGGUACCCUUGCCCUAUCCUCUAUGUCCUCCACACGGGUCUUCAUGGACUAUGAUGUCCAACCAACAAGGGAUUAUUUCACCUGGCUGGGCUCUAACCCAGAGAUUGCUAAUCAAGUUAGCACAGACGUCAUCACUAAGCGUGAGACACUGACUAUAGCAGAUAUAUUCUCCUAUAUGACUCAGGAAUCUGCAAAGUGCACGGCUACGAUUGAUGAUGUUGUUCAUGGCUCUCCUUGGUACUACAUUGCAUGCAGUGAGUGCCAUUCUAAGGCUACCAACGACCCAAGUUCGUUGAUUUGUACAAACACAAAAUGUGGAAAGGUUAACACAGCUGACGUUCCACAGUACCGGGCAAAGAUUUCUGUUUAUGACAACAGUGAACAAGCUUUUUUUGUCAUACUUGGAGAUGCUGGGCGUGAGUUGACUGGUAGGCACGCAUCCAAGUUAGUUAGCAGCUACUUUGAGGCUAAUAAAAGCGAAGGAGCUGACCAUGAGGUGUCUGUCCCGGAAGCUCUGAUCAGUACCAUCGGACAGACACAUAAGUUCUGUGUGAAAGUCACAGACCACAACUUCACAGGCAAUACCCGAGCCAUAACUGUCACCAAGAUCCUCCCUCUAGACACCCCACCACCCACGGAAGCCUCAGUUGGAAAUGACAUUGGUGCAAUGUCCGAGGAAGCAAAGGAGUCUGGAAACGACGUCUGUGAACCUCCCACAGGCCGUGUAGAUCCUGCAGAUGAGGAGAGCAAGCGGCCGUGUAGCAGUGCUGAUCCAAGGACAGCUAAACGCUCAAGGUGUGAGAAUUAG